Molecule: messenger RNA, 1684 nt
Organism: Hypoxylon fragiforme
Lineage: Eukaryota; Fungi; Ascomycota; Sordariomycetes; Xylariales; Hypoxylaceae
Product: RNA-binding domain-containing protein
Exons: 6
Coding region: 314-1603 (429 amino acids)
Biological process (GO): mRNA splice site recognition
Cellular component (GO): cytosol
Molecular function (GO): mRNA binding
Source: RefSeq, a predicted model, not a curated record
CCACACACACACAGUACAUACAUAGUACGUUCAAUUCUUCUGGCCCCACAUACCAAUUCAAGGCACACAAACUUUUCUUCUCCACAAGUAUCAAUUUCAUAUCCCAUCUUUUCACCUUCGAUAUUACUUUCUACGAGUCCUUUGCAUACUUCACAAAUCUUGCCACCCCAUAUAAAUUUAUUUUCAUUGUGCUGCAUGUUCUAUUUUAUGAAUUACGGUCUUGCCUCAUUAUCAUCAGUCUAACCUUCAACCAGCCUAUCAACUUCGAGAUCUCAACCACAACUGACUGACAGACACCUGAAUUGACUUCGUCAUGGACGGAUUUAACCCUUACAACGGAAAGCCCCCAUCCAAUGGUUCCGGCUCCCAAGGAGAUGCUGGUUCCCAAGGAGCGGGCGGUGCCGUCCCCCAGUCCGGCCUUCCCAUGGCUCCGACUAAUGGCCAAGGCAAUGGCGACAUGGGACAGAACUUCACUUCAGAUUCUGCUCGCCAAACCCUCUGGAUGGGUGAGCUUGCAGGCUGGAUGGAUGAAGGAUUUAUUCGUACCCUCUUCCAGUCAUCCUUGAACGAGAACGUUCAGGUCAAGAUAAUUCGCGAUCGUCACUCUGGUGCCGGAUACUGUUUCGUCGAGUUUACCAGCCCUGAUGCUGCCCAGAAAGCUCUUCAGUUGCAUGGCACACCUAUUCCGAACACCGAUCGCAUGUUUCGCCUCAACUGGGCUUCUGGUGGCGGUCUUAUUGACCGUCGCGACGACAGGACCCCCGAGUACUCGAUCUUCGUAGGAGACCUUGGUCACGAAGUCAAUGAGUUUGUAUUGGUCGCCCUGUUUCAGGCGCGCUUCCCUAGCUGCAAGUCAGCUAAGAUCAUGACGGACCAGCAAACUGGACAAUCGCGCGGUUAUGGUUUCGUUCGAUUUUCCGAUGAGCAGGAUCAGCAACGUGCCUUGGUAGAGAUGCAGGGCGUGUAUUGUGGUAACAGACCCAUGCGAGUUUCACCCGCUACGCCUAAGAAUCGCAGCAACCACCAGAAUGCCCAAUUCAAUCAGUAUGGCCACCAGAUGAUGCAGCCACCACAGGUUGCAGCCCAUCAUGGGGGUAUGGGUCCGCAAUGGAUGCAGCAGCAACAGCCGCCCAACUAUGGCUACCAACAGCAGCAGCAGCAGCAGCAACCAGGCACCUUCAACCCCUUAACUAUGAACCAGUUCACUGACCCCAACAACACAACGGUCUUCGUUGGAGGUCUAUCUGGCUAUGUCACCGAAGACGAGCUUCGAUCCUUCUUCCAGGGUUUCGGCGAAAUCACCUACGUCAAGAUUCCUCCUGGAAAAGGUUGCGGCUUUGUGCAGUUUGUUCAUCGUCAUGCGGCUGAAAUGGCGAUCAAUCAGAUGCAGGGCUAUCCCAUUGGCAACUCGCGCGUUCGUCUCUCUUGGGGUCGUUCCCAGAAUAACUCAGGCGUUGGAACCCCCUACCGUCCUGCGCCACCCCCGCCUCAUUAUUUCCCUCCCGGUCCUCCUGGACCGCCCGGCCCUGGUCCUUUUGGUGGUCCUGGUUUUGGCGGCAAUGGUCAUCAAGGCCCCCCUCCUGGUGGCUUGGGUCCACAGUAAAAUUGGGACAUCCAAUAUUUUAGCAUAACCGGCGUCCUGCGUUUCUGGCGUUUCGGCAUGCUUCUCCGUCUUCUGCAUCAC